CAUCCAUUGACACCAACGCGAAUAAAUAAACAAACCAUGGACCGCAUCGUUCAGAUACCGCGUGAAAUGAGUUCUGUCAUCCCCGUCUUCAACGGCGAUGAAAAAUUACUCAACUUGUUUAUUCAAAAGUGCGAAUAUGUAAUCAGAACAUGUAGAGUAGAUGGAAACCCAGACCAAGACCUAUACGUAUACCACGUAAUUACAUCAAGACUAACCGGAAAAGCAGCAACGCUCAUUAGCGAGCGUCAAGAUAUUUCAACAUGGACAGAGUUAAAGCUAGCACUUGAACAGCACUUCGGUGACCCGCGAUCCGAAGAAUGCAUAGCCAUAGAACUAGAAACGUUGAAAAUUACCAAUAGCGAAUCAUACCUAGAUUUCUGUAACAGAAUCCAACACGUAAAAAGUACUUUAAUUGCAAAAGUUAACUUAAUAGCAGAUGAAAAUUUGAAACGAAGUAAAGCAAUAAUUUACGACAACUUAGCUAUGAAUGUCUUUUUAUACAAUUUGCCCGAGGACCUUCUUAGGAUAGUCCGUCUAAAAGGUUGCAGCUCAUUAAAGAGUGCCCUCAGUAUUGUGCUGGAGGAAGUAAAUUUCCUUCACCAAUAUAACUCACGAAACAAAAUGCUCAAAUCAAAUUUAUUUCAACCAAGACCACAACCAAUGGUCAACAACCCGUUUACGCCCAAUCCAAACACUAUGGGAUUAAAACAGUUCUUUAAUCCGCAACCACAAUUUAAAUUUGGCCUACAACCAAAUAACAAUACGCAACAACAAUUUAAAUUUGGAAUUACCCUUAGCAAACAGCAUAAAAUACCACAACAACAAAAUCAACCGCAGUUCGGUUAUAAACCCCAACAAAACCAACAGUUCGGAUACCGACCACAAGUGAACCAACAAUUCGGAUACCGACCCCAACUAAACAACCAACAAUUCGGAUACCGACCCCAACUAAAUAACCAACAAUUCGGAUACCGACCGCAACUAAACCAGCAGCAAUUCGGUUACCGACCCCAACUAAACCAACCUCAGCAAUUUGGCUAUAGACCACAGCUUAAUAACCAGCAAUUAGGAUAUAAACCCCCUACACACCAGCCCACUGAUGUAACCAUGCGUACAUUACCCCAGAGACCUCAAGGCUUCAAGCUUAAUGAGCUUUAUUACCUAGAUGAACCCGAAAUUUCCGAAUACCAGGAAUACCCUGAGUAUUUCCCUCAAGACCAAUAUGAUUUUGAGCAACCAAAUUAUUCCGAAUACCCAGAAACUUGCGAUGAUCAAGAAUACGAACAUCCAGCCAUAGAACAAAAUGAACCAAUAAACGAAUGUGAAAAUUUUCCAAUACCAGCCUCGUUACAGGACAAAACGUAA
Messenger RNA from Ostrinia nubilalis (European corn borer), 1365 nucleotides. RefSeq lists its product as uncharacterized. Bases 37 to 1365 code for a protein of 442 amino acids. The record is from RefSeq and is a predicted model, not a curated record. The transcript has a single exon. NCBI's taxonomy places the organism in Eukaryota, Metazoa, Arthropoda, Insecta, Lepidoptera, Crambidae.